CUAUAUCUAAUCGAGUGCAUUUUUAAAGUUACAUGAAAAUAUGUUUGGCUACAUUUUUCCAGCGGCACAAAUCCUAAUGAAUUUGAACCUGGUACUCGCUCGGUAUAUUAUGACAGACUGACAUGCAACGCUGACAGCAUUUGUAAUAAAUCGUCGUGAUACAUACAACUGUAUCAUGUAUGUAUUUAUGUAAACAUAUGAAUGGCAUUUCGGUACAGGCGAAUAAAAGAAAAGGUUCUGUCUAGGGACGACGAAUACUAUUUUCUAAAAAAAAAUAUGUGGCACAGUAAGUUUCAUCUGUUAUAAGCUUUGGAUAGCUGUUAUAAGUUUAAGUUUUGAAAUUACAUAAGCUUUAUUAGAUUAGGAAACUCUUGUUGUAAUAAUCUAUUGUAGUAGCAAGUGUUUUAAUUUAGUAUUUUGGGAGAUAAAUAUCUUUCAUUAAAAAAAUAUUUUAAUAAAAUAUAUUUUUUAAGUGUUCACUAUGACUACCAUUAUUUACCUCUCUCAGCAAGAGGUUUCAUGCAUAGGUUACUUAAAAGAAUCAGUAGAUACUACUAACAUAGGAUACGUUUCAAAAGUUUCAGGAAAAUAAAUGAAAAUUUAUGGAUGACUUAAAAUGGUUUCAGAUAAAUUAAGAUCGAUCCUAUUUCCUAAAAUAAGGAUCUAUUUUUUGUAGGUACUGACCCAAAUUAGUAAGGUAACCCUAAAACUAUGCCUAUUACAGACUUAUUAACAAUAAAAAAUAUUUACGCACACAGUCAAUGUUCAUGUUUCGAGUGUAUAAUGAACCAGUCAUUAUGAAACGGGUCACACCAGUUCCUCACUGCGAUACACUUAUAAAAGGAUUGUGAAUAUUGACAGGCAAACAUUCGACAUAUCACCAUCAAACAAAAUGAGUCGACUUCUAAUGGUUAGUGAUAUUUAAAAAUAUUAAUUUAAAUAAUUUUGUGCAUUAUUGGAGAAUCCGGUGUCAAGCAUUGUAAUGGGUCGCCUAGUGUUUAUCACUCACAUUGGCGACAUGAUUGCUUCAUAAAGAAGAUUGGAUGUUCUUUGCUGUUUAAAGUUUGCCUGUGGAGUGUGAACUUAUUUGUGAUAUCGUGCCUCAUUUCAGAUUGCGUGCACACUCGCUGUAGCUAUUGCUACUGUCUCCGCUGGCGCAAUAAACAUAGUUCCAGUCAUUGAUAAAGUCGUAAGCAUCCGUUUUGUAAAUCUACGAAUAGGUACGAUUUAAGAUGAAUAAAUAUAAAAGAAAAACUUUUCUUUCUCAACAGGACCAUUCCCGAUACGCGUUUAACUACGCAGUCAGCGAUCCGUUAACAAAAGACAACAAGGCGCAAUGGGAGACGAGAAACGGUGACGUGGUGAAGGGAUCGUACUCGCUGGUCGAGCCUGACGGGUCCCUGCGCGUAGUGGACUACGCCGCGGACGGUCUCACCGGCUUCAACGCAGUUGUAAAGAAGAUCGGACCAGGAGUACAUCCUCCGGCUAUCCACGCUCCAGUGAUUCACGCACCAGCAAUCCACGCACCAGUUUUAAAAGCCGCUGCUCCUUACACGAUACUUGGACCAGUGAACUACGGCUUCGGAGCAGCGCCGAUCCUUGCUAACCUACCCAAACUCACAUCGUACGGACAGUGGAGCCUUCCCUGGGACCCCUUCACCCAUUCGUACGGAGGUUGGGUACCGUUAGCAGGCCCCUUGAUUGACAAACCCUACGUGACUAUUUUCAGCACGAAGCACGUUAACGGCAAUGUCCAUAAGUGGACAACUGGUCCUAUACCGCUGUAUGGUAGAACAUUAGUCUUAAAGAAAAAGCACUGAGUUAUAGUCAAAUUAUGUAAAGUAGGUGAAAAUGGAUAGAUGUAAAUUUGUAUUGCAUCGAAACAUAAUAAUUUUUUCGCAUCGACCAAAGAGUAAUGUUCUUGUUACUCAAGAAAUAUGAGUAUUAACCGUCUUCUUUGUAUUGGGUAUUGAUUUUAUAAUCGCCGAAGAAGGCCACCGACUAGUCUAUAAAGAUUUGUAAAUACAGCUGUACUAAGACAAUAUAUUGUAAAAAAUAUAUACAAGCAUUUAAACAUU
Molecule: messenger RNA, 2078 nt
Organism: Trichoplusia ni (cabbage looper)
Lineage: Eukaryota; Metazoa; Arthropoda; Insecta; Lepidoptera; Noctuidae
Product: cuticle protein 19-like
Exons: 1
Coding region: 1233-1820 (195 amino acids)
Cellular component (GO): extracellular matrix
Source: RefSeq, a predicted model, not a curated record